AUGCUACUCUUCCUUCGGGUAAGCCUCCUUGCCUUGGCCACAGUGCAUUCAGACGCCAUCAUCCCUCUUCCGCAUCUCAUCGACGAAGCACAACUCUCACCUCCUCCACAAAGUUCAUCCACAGCUGCAUCCGAUACUCCACCCAGCCCAAACAACACUCUCACAUCAACGAUUGUAGACCCACGAUUCACGUACGACAUCAAAUUCGCCAACGAGUUCCUCGACAAAGAAUCCGCCUACAUGAACACCCUGCUAGCUUUAGCAGACCUUUCGACCAAAGGCUGGACUCCAGAAUUGAAAUGGGAAGCAAUAUACUCCCUUUCCAGCUACGGAGAUGUCACUAUCCGCAUCCACGCUAGCCAGAACCCUUCAACCUUGCAGUACCGCCAUGCGAUCUGGGGCCUCUACAUCGCCAUCCGCGAGACCUCGGCCCAUGGGUUUAGAGCGUGCGUAUUGACUGUGUACUGGGUUCCAGAUGAGAGUAGGCCGCGGCUCAAAUUAGGCUAUGUGUCAAUUCUUGGCGGAUCUUCCUUGGGCAUCGCCACUGGUAAUUCUACCGAAAUGUCUCUCGGGCUUGCACUUCCCACACAGAGAUCAUUACCAAAACUACGACUAGCCAACCUCACCACCACAAUCAACAACUUUACCACCCUCAGUACUGGGAAACCGGACAUAACGAAUCUGAACAUCGAAGUUAGCUUACUAGGAAGACCGCUAGAGAUCGAUGCCGUCUUCCACACCAUCUACGCAGGCGUACUAUCCCUGGCACCGUGGCCUCAAUACGCCCGAAUUGACGGACCCGGAGUCGUCGAAGAUCACUCAUCUCGCACUUUCCUACGGUGGGACUCUUCCUACCUCACGGUCCAGCCCACUUUUGAGUACAGGUACUUAAUCCUGGCUCUGGCGAAGCUGCCGUUGUAUAUGUAUGAGCAGAACCGGUUUGAAGAGGCGAGGUUUGUUGUGUAUGUGGAUGAGAUUGAGGUUGGAAGGGGUUGGCUGUAUAGGCGCGGGGUUGGAGGGGUUUCUGGUGCGGAAUGA
Molecule: messenger RNA, 1038 nt
Organism: Letharia columbiana
Lineage: Eukaryota; Fungi; Ascomycota; Lecanoromycetes; Lecanorales; Parmeliaceae
Exons: 1
Coding region: 1-1038 (345 amino acids)
Source: RefSeq, a predicted model, not a curated record